AUGUUCUACUCCACCCUCCUCAUCGCCGCCACCACCCUCCUGGGUGCCGCGAGCGCGCAAAACACCACCACCGGCCCCAUCGAGAUCGACCCCAACAGCGUCAACGAGACCACCCGCCAGACAUGGUGCAACUACCAGCAGCAAAACUGCCCGCUCGUCUGCGGCGGCCGCGGCAACCUGGAAGAGAACAACUGUGAUGCCAGCGAUCUCACCUGGGACUGCACCUGCGUCAGCAACACCCCCAACAUCACCUCCUUCACCAACAUGAUCCCCUCCCUCGAGUGCGGCGUGUGGGUGGAGCAGUGCGUCGCCGCCGCCGGCAACGACCUCAACGCCCUCACCGCCUGCCGCUCCGUCCAGUGCGGCAGCCGCGACCCGGGCUCCGUCGACUCGGCCGGCUCCAGCUCCGGUGGCAGCAGCAACAGCGGCGGCUCCUCCUCGUCCAUGGCGGCUUCUAGCGCAUCUGCCUCGGCGACCGGCGGGAGCGGCGGCAGCGGCAACUCGCCCAGCAUGUCCUCGAGCGCCUCGGCGGCGGCUAGCAGCACCGGCGCGGCGGUCGCGUUGAAUGUCGCGAAGAAUUACGGGACCGGGAUCGUGGCGGCGGGUAUGCUGGGUGUGUUCGGCCUCGCGCUGUAA
Molecule: messenger RNA, 636 nt
Organism: Saxophila tyrrhenica
Lineage: Eukaryota; Fungi; Ascomycota; Dothideomycetes; Mycosphaerellales; Extremaceae
Exons: 2
Coding region: 1-636 (211 amino acids)
Source: RefSeq, a predicted model, not a curated record